This is a messenger RNA of Laccaria bicolor S238N-H82, 351 nucleotides long. RefSeq lists its product as uncharacterized. Bases 1 to 351 code for a protein of 116 amino acids. The record is from RefSeq and is a predicted model, not a curated record. Lineage: Eukaryota; Fungi; Basidiomycota; Agaricomycetes; Agaricales; Hydnangiaceae. The transcript is spliced from 3 exons.
AUGCAGUUCUGCAAGGAUCUGUAUCAACCACAGACAGUUACGACGCACAGGAAGGCCAUAGCGUACAAGGAGUCCAAGUGGGUAAUACAGCCCAAACCUAAAGCUCCCACCAGAGAGUCAAGGCUGGAUGUGGCCUCCCCUCACCGCCUCCUCCCAUCGACAAACGGCCUCCUCCCAUCGAUAAAUGGCCCCCCCUCUCUCCCUCCCUCCCUCGACAAGUGGCGAAUGGCCUCCUCCCUCGAAGAAUGCCCCCCCCCUCCUCCCUCAACAAAUGGCGAAUGGCCACCCUUGACGAACGGCACCCUUGACAAAAGGCGAAUGGGCGAACGGCCUCCCCUUUCGAUGAACUAA